UAUCACUUUCUCCAUUUUCCUAUUGUUGAAAGUUAGGAUUAGUAUCCCUGUAGUUGAGACCUUCAGAUCAGAUACACACCGGGAGCUCCAGGGUGCCUCUCUAUUGUACAUGACUACUGCUCCAGGUUUUAUCUGGAAGGAAUUUUUUAGUUCUGUAAGCACCAAAAGUAGGAACACACUGUCCACAUCUAGCAAUCACAACUAAAAAUUUCUGAAAUGGGCAAGUAUGACAGCAGUGUUCUUACGGCACUUCUCCCAGCUUCACCAACCGUUAACUUUUCUGCUUAACUUCCUUAUGUCCAGCACUCUGGGCAAGGGGACGAACUGAACACUCAUUUACUUUGGGGUAUCUUAUGACACUGUCUCAGUGAAGAUAUCUGUGAAGAAUUUGGAUUGUUAUGCAGCAGCCAGGAAUGUUAAACUGGAAACCAGAAGUUAGGCUGAGAGAAUCUCUUAGAAUCAUUAACGUUGGAAAAGACGUCUAAGAUGAUCAAGUCCAACUAUCAGAGAGAAACACAAACUUUUACUGAAUAAGCCUUCUUGCUGUACAUGCCAUGGCCAGAGUGACCUGAUGGGGCCCAUGGGAAGAUGUGGCCAAGACCCUGGUGAUAGGUGUGAAACACCAGUGCCAAGCACACGAGAUGUGGGGAACGGAGUGGGAAGUGGCACUGGGAAAGACCCAGAAACUUGUGCUGGGGGCUGGGGCAAGUGCUGCAGCGGAGGACUGCUCACUGUGAUGACCCAGCAAUGGACUGUGGCGUCAAUGUGGUGUUGGCAGUUAUGUCCACAAGUGUAGGUCAAGUGGAAGUGACGCCCAGCAGCUUGGCCAAGUGAUGACCUGAGACAUCUCCAGGCAACUGAUUGUGACCUCACAGCCCCCACUGCCUUACUGUGGGUGCAGCAGCCCUGCCCAGCAGUUCGUGCCUGGACUCCGACCGAGCGUGAGUGCGAGGACUGGAGUGUGAGAAGCGCGAGCUUUGGUGCUGAAACGUGCUCUGGGUGCUGCUAGCGCAGCUCUCAGUUGCUGUCUCAGAGCCAUUUGUUCUUUAUCCCGACCCUGCUGGGAGCAGACAGACGGGACAUCCCAGAGAGGCGCGUGCAGCGGCAUAGAGUGACACCUGCUGCUGUAGCGUUACUGCUGGGGAGUGCGUUGCCAUCUCCCACUCCCUCUAGCCUGCUGCAACUGUUGGAACCAUGGAGGCAGAAUUAGACACCCGCUGCCCCAUAUGCCUGGAGAACUGGGACAGCGUGGCGUACACCAUGCCGUGCUGCCACCAGUUCUGCUUUCCCUGCAUCGAGCAGUGGACUAGGAUCAGGCUACAGUGCCCACUUUGCAAACGAGGUGUGCAGUCCAUCAUCCACACCGUGCAAGCAGACGAUGACUUUAAGGAGCUGGUGUUUAGACCAGAUGCAGGGGCAUCCACUGCCACAUGGGACCCCACAGUCAACCAGGAAGUCUGGCCAAGGCCUGAAGUGCCCAGGCGUCUUCUGGGCGGCCUCUCCCCUGACACCUGGGCUACCGUCUUCAGGGACCACCCGGCCCUGCUGCAGCCCCUGUGGUCCUGGCUGCGACGAAAACUGCACCGCAUCCUGGGCAACGACGAGAUACAUGCAAAUAUAUUGGCACAGAGUGUCAUCUGGGCCCUGCUCCACAUCGGCUUGGAGGAGGAGGUCCUAGUAGAAACUCUGGAUUCCGACCUGGAGGGCCGCACGGUGACCUUCGUACAGCAGUUCAUCGCUUUCACCGUGCGGAGGUGUGGCAGAGAGGCCCACCGCCGGCUGGGCCUCAACGUCCCUCCUGCUGCUGGGGCAGAGGAGGCCAACUCUGCAUCACAGCCCAGAGCUGCCCCAGGAGAGGAAGCUGCUGUCCCCGGCCCAGCACCCUCCAGCAACCCUGCAAGCCCCAUCAGGGGCGAAAUGCCGGGCGGGACAGCAGAAGAGCUCAGUCGGAGUCCCAGCCGCUCACAUUCCAACCGUGUGACUGGCAGUGCAGAGCAGGCCGUGGCUCACGAGGUGCCAGAAGAGCCGGUGGCAGGGCCUUCUGGCACCAGCCCACCUGAGGGGAACCGGCGAGCCCCAAAGAGGAAGGCCAACUCCCAGGCCUCAGAAUCUCCAAAGAAGAGGCCACCCAGACGGCAGGAAUAGAACAGUGGCAGAGCUGCUGAGACUGGGGACGGCAUCUCUUUGUGUUCAGAAAUGCUGAAAACAUGCAGAUCUUCUUAUUGCUGACUCAG
Molecule: messenger RNA, 2234 nt
Organism: Meleagris gallopavo (turkey)
Lineage: Eukaryota; Metazoa; Chordata; Aves; Galliformes; Phasianidae
Source: RefSeq, a predicted model, not a curated record